Molecule: messenger RNA, 3381 nt
Organism: Girardinichthys multiradiatus
Lineage: Eukaryota; Metazoa; Chordata; Actinopteri; Cyprinodontiformes; Goodeidae
Gene: dym
Product: dymeclin
Exons: 17
Coding region: 283-2292 (669 amino acids)
Biological process (GO): Golgi organization
Cellular component (GO): Golgi apparatus
Source: RefSeq, a predicted model, not a curated record
UACGCAAUGGGUGGCGACGUGGAAAACAUGGUGGAAAGGAGUACGUAGAGUGAGGCUAGCAUUGUAAAUGACUUUAAUUUCAAAUACUUCCCUCUGAUGAACUAAACACAGCAAACAGACGGUAUAAAACUGCUUCCUUGCAGGGAAACACUUGGUUAUUAACGCAGCUGGAAGCCAACAGGAGCCAGAGAAACUGCGAGAAGCUUUUAUGACAGCAUUUGGUACAUGCCCAGUAAAUAAGGACUGAAGAUUGGCAGGUCUGGCUGAAAGAAGCCAGGAAAUAUGGGUGCAAACACCAGCCAGGUCACUGACCUGUCCGAUAACGCCAGCCUCAAGGCCCUGGUGGGCACAGAGUCCAUAUCUGAAAAUGACCCCUUCUGGAACCAGCUCAUCUCCUUCACCUUUAUCAGUCCUACGAACAGUGGAGACUCAAGGCUACUUGAAGAAGCUGUCAUCCCGCUGGCCAAGACUCUAAUUCAAAACAAUCCCAGAACGGGGAACUGCGGUGCUCUCGUGAGAGUUUUUCUGGGACGAACCAAAGAGCUGAAAAUUUCUACAGAAUGCCAGGAUCAGUUAUUCAUCUGGCAGGCGCAUAACGCACUGUUCAUGAUUCGCUGCCUGGUGAAGGUGUUCAUCAGAGAGAUGAGUGAGGAAGAGCUGCACCAACAGUUCUCCUACCAGGAGAGGGCGCCAGGCUCCUGUGGAGAAACUGGGAGCGAGGACCUCCUGGAGGAGCUGUUGUUGAACCUCGUUCACCUGAUUGUUGAAGUACCCUUGCUAGACAUCACCUACAGCAUCCUGUUUGAAGCAGUGACAACAUUAUUGAUAUUCUUCUCCUAUCAACUCUUCCACAAAGACAUCUUGCGGGAUGGAUUAAUAUACAAGCACAUCAUGAAGGGACGAUGUUUGGAGCUGACUAGUCGACUGGUGAAGACCCUGCUUUAUAACUUCAUCCGGCAGGAGAAAUGCCCGCCUCCUGCAGCCCACAUGUUUGAACCAAAAGCUGAAGGUGGCCUUCUUUAUGGGCUGGCGUCCGGGGUGGCAAGUGGUCUUUGGAGUGUCUUCACACUGGGUGGAGCUGGUAGUAGAGCUGGGAUAGACCAGGAAAACAAUCCUUUACCUUUAUCCAAUCAGAGCCUCCUGUUACUGCUGGUAUUAGCCAAUCUGACAGACGGGCCUGACUGGCCCAACCCCUUCCGCCAGGCUAUUACUUGUUUCAGAAACACACAAGACACAUCGCCGCUGCCUGUGGAGCUACCUCACACUUUCCAGAUCAAUUUUAACAGUCUGUACACCGCUCUGUGUGAGCAGCAGCGCUCAGACCAGGCCACUCUGCUGCUUUACACCCUGCUCCACCAGAACGCCAACAUGAGGACGUACAUCCUGUCAAGAACCGACAUGGACAAUCUGGUUUUGCCUAUCCUCGAGAUCCUUUACCACGUAGAGGACAGAAAUUCUCACCAUGUCUAUAUGGCCCUUAUUAUUCUCCUCAUUCUUACGGAAGACGAUGCCUUCAAUCGGUCCAUCCAUGAGGUGGUGUUAAAGAACAUUUCAUGGUACACAGAGAGGUCUCUAACAGAGAUCUCACUUGGAAGUUUGCUCAUCCUGGUUGUCAUCCGCACCAUCCAGUUCAACAUGACGCGGACGAGGGAUAAAUACCUACACACCAACUGUCUUGCUGCACUUGCCAACAUGUCUGCCCAGUUUCGAAGUCUCCAUCAGUAUGCCGCUCAACGUAUCAUCAGUUUAUUUGCUUUGCUUUCCAAAAAGCACAACAAGGUUCUGGAGCAGGCAACACAGUCUUUAAGAGGCAGACAAGGAGACAACACAGCCUUGCCAGACUAUGCCCAGGACCUGAAUGUGAUUGAAGAGGUGAUCCGCAUGAUGUUGGAGAUCAUCAACUCUUGCCUCUGCAACUCCCUGCACCACAAUCCCAACCUGGUGUACUCGCUGCUUUACAAGAGGGAGCUCUUCGAGCAGUUCAGGUCCCACCCAUCCUUCCAGGACAUUAUGCAGAACCUCGACACGGUGAUAGGAUUCUUCAGCCAGCGUCUGGAGCAGGCUGGAAGUGACCUGUCAGUAGAGAGGGUUCAGGAGGUCAUCAUGAAAGGAGCCCAGGCCCUGCCUAAAGACAGACUGAAGAAGUUUCCGGAGCUAAAGUUUAAGUACGUGGAGGAAGACCAGCCAGAGGACUUCUUCAUCCCCUAUGUUUGGUCGCUGGUCUUCAACUCGGGAGUUGGCCUCUACUGGAACCCGCAUGGCAUCGAGCUGUUCAGUAUGGACUCCGGCUGAACAAGAAAAAGAUUCAGUCUUCAUGUCCGUUCAGAACAGAUGAAAAGGACUGAUGGUGUCUGUGUGUGUGUGUUUUUGGUGUGUGUGUUACCGUUUGUAGUACAUGCACGCUGCUUUCAAAGUGCCUCGACCUUGUACAUGACAGAGUUCCCUUUUAUGCAGCACAACCUCGUAUUUAAUAACUGCUCUGCUUCGACGCUGUGAAGCCUCAUCAGCGCUGGUUAACGGUGCUCACAGUAGCUUCCAAAUGUUUCCCCAUAUCUUUCGGUAGUGAAUGCUUGUUUAACAGCACAUAUACAUUUUUAUUUGACCAAGAAAAUCAGAUCUCUGGCAACUGGCGAUGCCCUUUAUGCUUCCAAAAACAGGUAAUUGAGAAGAAAAAUAGACAGUACCUACAUGUUACACAUUUCCACUGUACAACUUUAGAUCCUUAAGUGUAUUGUAAUGUACUGAGAUUUAAAUAUUAAUGUCAUAAAUUUAGGUUUUACUUAGAUUCCUCAUGAGAACAGCAGCAAUUUAUAACUGGUUUGUUUGUGAUGUUCCUGUUAGGUUCAAAACAGUCAGAAAAACAUAAUUUAUUAUAAAGUUUUAGAUAAAAUAUGCAGUGUCCCUGGCUGUUUAAAAUCCCUCAUUCAUAUACAGUUUAAUUAGAGCUUAAUUUCAGUCCCUAGAUAAUAUUAGCCUCCUGCAUCACUGUGAUUCAUGUGAUUUCAUCGCUGCUUCCAGCCUGACUUCACUCAGUCUUUGUCAUUUGCAUCUUUCUGGAUAGUUACCCAAGGCAAGUACUUAAACUAGGACAAAAAGGACAUCUCUUGCCCUGUUGCUCAUAGCUACAACUGUCUCUUAAAUUUGUUACUUUAUCUGCAUGUUUAUCUGGAGACUUAAGUUAUUUAUUUUCAUGUAUAUUGUGUUUUAUAUGUUAAGAAGCAUAUUGAAGACGCCUGAAUAUAAAUGGUAGCAGUAGCAAAAUGAGAACUGCUAGUAAGACGAAAGGCAAUAGAAACAUGAUUUUGGGAAAUUUGCUUUUUUUAUUAUUGCAACAUCAGCUGUCAUUUUGUCAGUUUACUUUCAAUAAAUUUGUUAAAUCUA